Kwoniella mangroviensis CBS 8507 is the source of this 684-nucleotide messenger RNA. RefSeq lists its product as uncharacterized. The transcript is spliced from 3 exons. The record is from RefSeq and is a predicted model, not a curated record. Bases 1 to 684 code for a protein of 227 amino acids. Lineage: Eukaryota; Fungi; Basidiomycota; Tremellomycetes; Tremellales; Cryptococcaceae.
AUGCCUCUACCCGAAUUCGAACAUCCAACGCAGAGCUUGGCGUGGAAGGAUAUGAAGGUUAUAGUUGACGAACUCAUCAAUGUGGAGGCAAUUGUGUCUCAAGAAGAUUCGUGGGAUACAUGGACAACUCGAUUCGAUUUCGCGUGCGACCAGGUGGUCGGAGGCCGUCACGGGAACGAUCGAGCUGUGCGAAUGCUCAUCUUUGAAGAAACGGGCUAUUCUAACGCAGCAGUGCAACUGUACGACAACGUUACCAAUGGGGGUAAUGCAGCUGUAGAUCAUCAGAUAAAUAUUUGGAAAAAUCUGGUUUCAAGUUAUUUGACCGCUACAAUGUCAACCUUUCUCUCCAAUCGAUCGCGCCAGUUUAGGUCUUUUUCGAUCUUGUCAGCAUCGUGGAGAGAGAGAGCAGCUAUGGGAGAGUAUCUUUCGAAGUAUCGGGAUCUAUCGGAGAUCACGCAAGUCGUUCAUGCGAUCCGUCUCGACUGUCUUAUUGAGUCCAACCUAGCGGCGCUUGACUCAGACCUCGUGACAUCUCUGGACGAAGCUGAAUUGUGGUGGUGGAUGCAACAAGUUACCUCUUCCCGAUCACAACUCUGUCAAAGAUCGCAAUCUUGGUCAUCCAUAUGGGCCAAAUUGUGGCUCGCCUUAUCUUCUGCAAUCUGUUUGGUAAGUCAACCCGGCUAG